This is a messenger RNA of Hordeum vulgare subsp. vulgare (domesticated barley), 1584 nucleotides long. RefSeq names its product 3-ketoacyl-CoA synthase 6-like. The transcript has a single exon. Gene Ontology annotation, biological process: fatty acid biosynthetic process. Gene Ontology annotation, molecular function: acyltransferase activity, transferring groups other than amino-acyl groups. NCBI's taxonomy places the organism in Eukaryota, Viridiplantae, Streptophyta, Magnoliopsida, Poales, Poaceae. Gene Ontology annotation, cellular component: membrane. The record is from RefSeq and is a predicted model, not a curated record. The coding region runs from base 1 to 1473 and encodes 490 amino acids.
AUGGGUGUGCGCCUCAGCGACAUGCUCAUCUCACCAUCUCAUCUCAAACACUCGUUCGAGAUCAUCGUGAACAACUUCCUCCUCCUUCUCGCCACACCGACCAUGGCCCUCAUCCUUCUUCGCAAAGCCGCGCAGCUCGGACCCGACGAGAUCCUCUCCCACCUCCAUGGCCUACGGCAGGUUCACGCUUUCCUGGCGGUCUUUCUUCCGUUCGCCUUCGCCACCCUCUACCUCAUGAGUCGCCCUCGCAGCGUCUACCUCGUCGACUACUCUUGCUGCCGGCCUGAAUCCAGUUGCCGCGUAUCCAUGGCCUCCUGCACCGAGAACGCUCGCUUCUCGCUCGACGAUGGCGGUCACCGGUUCAUGGCACGCAUGCUCAAGCGCUCGGGCCUCGGUGACCAAACCUAUGCCCACCCUUCGUUGCACUACAUCCCACCGCACUGCUACCUAGGUGAAUGCCGAGACGAAGCCGAGCAGGUCAUCUUUGCGGUCGUCGAUGACCUGUUCGCCAAGACGGGCGUAAGCCCUGAGGCGAUCGACAUACUCGUCACCAACUGCACUGCCUUCAACCCGACCCCGAGCUUGGCCGACAUGGUCGUGAACAAGUACAAGCUCAGAGCCGACAUCCGUAGCGUGCACAUCUCCGGCAUGGGGUGCAGCGCCGGGGUGAUCUCCUUGGAGGUCGCGAGGAACCUCCUGCAGGCGGCGCCGCGUGGCGCGCAUGCUCUGAUGGUGUCCACGGAGAACACCUCGCUCAUCAACUACACGGGGAAGAACCGCGCGAUGCUGCUGCCCGCCGCGCUGUUCCGCAUGGGCGCGGCGGCGGUGCUGCUGUCGACGUCCAGGUCCGAGUCCCGGUUCCGGCUCACGCACAUCGUGCGGACGACCACCGCCGCGCAAGACAGGGCUUACCGGUGCGCGUACCAGGAGGAGGACGACAUGGGGAAAAUGGGGGUAAACCUGUCCAAGGAGCUCGUGGCCGUCGCCGGCGACACGCUUCAGGCGAACAUCGUCGGAAUAGGGUCCCUGGUGCUCCCACCAUCGGAGAAGCUGCUCUUCGCGCUCUCGUUCGUCGCGCGGAAGGUGCUGGGCAAGAAGAUCAAGCUAUACGUCCCGGAUUUCCGCACGGCCUUCCAGCACUUUUGCAUCCAUUGUGGUGGCCGGGCGGUGAUCGACGCGGUGCAAAAUAGCUUGCGCUUAUCGGAUGAGAAUGUGGAGCCUUCACGGGUGACGCUGCACCGGUUCGGGAACACGUCGAGCAGUUCCUUGUGGUACGAGCUUGCGUACAUCGAGGCCAAGGGACGGAUGCGCAGGGGCGACCAGGUGUGGAUGAUCGGGUUCGGGUCUGGGUUCAAGUGCAACAGCGCCGUGUGGCAGUGCAUCCGGUCGCCCGGCAACGGUGACACAGAUAUUGGCACGCCGUGGGCUGAUUCUAUCCAUAUGUAUCCGCUGAAAAUCUCGGAAGUAAGCUAAAACGGCUAUGCACGCACGGGUCACUACUCAAUUUCGUAAAAUUUGAGGGGAAAAAACACCACUCAACUCGUACAAUGAUAUUAUUCAUUUGUUCGUGCAACAAUGACCAAU